AUGAGAUAGUUCAAUACUUAGUAGUCAUAGAAAAAAGUAGAUGAAGUCUAUUAGAGUGCAUAUAAUGACCCCUCAUUUGACAAAACUGACUUCUAAAGGAAAUUUGAUAUGGCUUAGCCCUCAAUGAAUGAAUAUUUCGAUAAAAAGAUUAAAAUAUAUGGACUGGCUGAUGGUUAGUUCCUGAUUAAUCAUUACUGGGUAUCAGGCUCUGUGAUUCUGUUCCCUAAGAGAUUUUACAUGUGGAAUAUUAUUGACCCCUUAGAAGUAAAACCGCACACACUUGAGGUCUUAAACUUUGUGAAGCCAAGACCUGACUAUUUGAUCAUAGGUACUGGUGAGAAAAAUCUCAACUUAGAUUUCUCAUUUUACGAGCAUUUUAGGAGAAUGGGUAUAACUGUUGAUACAUGUCCUACUUUUGAAGCAUGUAGUACAUUCAAUAUGUGUAAUGAAGAUGAUUAUAAUGUCGCUUGUGCUCUUGUCGCUCCUCAAAUCUCAGAUGAAAAAGGCUAGAAUAAAUUGCCUCAACUUCAAGCUGAUUCUAAUGAACAUAGAGAACCAAGACACAAUAACUUAAUUAAGUGA
Molecule: messenger RNA, 582 nt
Organism: Stylonychia lemnae
Lineage: Eukaryota; Ciliophora; Spirotrichea; Sporadotrichida; Oxytrichidae
Source: the annotation of a GenBank genome assembly